Messenger RNA from Cryptomeria japonica (Japanese cedar), 954 nucleotides. RefSeq lists its product as uncharacterized. Gene Ontology annotation, molecular function: hydrolase activity. The transcript has 5 exons. Lineage: Eukaryota; Viridiplantae; Streptophyta; Pinopsida; Cupressales; Cupressaceae. Bases 1 to 954 code for a protein of 317 amino acids. The record is from RefSeq and is a predicted model, not a curated record.
AUGGAGAAAAUACAGCACAAGAAUGUUGAUGUUGGGGAACUGAAAUUACAUGUUGCAGAGAUUGGAUCAGGUCCAGAUGUGUUGCUACUUCAUGGUUUUCUUGAAAUAUGGUAUUCAUGGCGCCAUCAGAUGAUUGCCUUAGCAAAUGCAGGAUUUCAUGCAAUUGCUCCAGACUUGAGAGGCUAUGGGCUCUCUGACCAGCCUUCUGAAAUAGAUAAAGGCAAGGUUGUGGACCUUGUGGAAGACAUGGCCGGCCUUCUUGAUGCCCUUGUCAUUGAAAAAGCAUUUGUUGUGGGCAAGGAUCUUGGGGCAACUGUAGCAUAUAGUCUGGACCUCCUGUAUCCUGAUAGAGUGAGAGGCAUUAUAACGUUGGGUAUACCUUAUUUGAGACCUGGUCCACAAAUCGUUGCAUUUGACCUUCUUCCUAAGGAUUUAUAUGUCAUUCAUUGGCAGAUGCCAGGAAGAGGUUUGGCAGAUUUCAAGCGUUUUGAUGUAGAGACUGUGAUAAAGAAUAUCUACACACUUUUCUCAGGAAGUGAAUUGCCAGUAGCAGAAGAGGGUAAAGAGAUUAUGGAUCUCUAUGACCCUGCAACUCCAUUGCCACCUUGGUUCACUGAGAAUGACCUUAAAAUGUACACAAGCCUGUACGAGAAAUCAGGAUUUGCUUUUCCUCUGCAAGUUCCCUACAUUUGUGCCACAAGAAGCUGGGGCAAAUUGGAGUCCAUCGCAAAUUAUAAGAUUGAAGCCCCUACCCUUCUAGUGAUGGGAAGAAAGGAUUUUUUCAUAAAAUUUCCAGGGAUAGAGUAUUAUAUAGAAAGUGAUAUGCUAAAGGCUGACGUGCCCAAUCUGGAGAUCAAAUUCUUAUCAGAAGGAAGCCAUUUUGUUCAAGAGCAGUUUCCCCAAGAGGUGAAUAAGCUUGUUCUUGAUUUCCUCAAACAACAGCUCCAAUGCUAA